UGUUGCAAUCACAAACAAUUAUAAUUUCGUAUUUCGUGAAUUUCCAAUUACUUUCUUUUGUUGUGAAUUGUUUUCUGUGCUGAUGUGAAUGUAAAAUUGAGGCAAGUUUUCAAAUUUCUAUUUAGGGCGAUCACAAAAAGUAAGGAAAUGAUACCACAUGUAACUAAUUCGGACGAAAACUUGGACGAAACGGACGCAAAGUUUCAGUUUACAAGUUUGAAAAUACCAUGGUACGAACACAUACUGCUGAACAGACCGCUCAAAGUGGUGCUGGCUAUGAUCAUCUCCGCAGUCGCGAUACCGCUGUUAAUCUACAACUUUUACUUCUUCACAACUUUUGACAUGCCGCCCGACGCGUACUCCGUCGGAACUUGUUUAAUACCCCGUGAGAACAGAAUACCCUGUGGCAUUGGCAACGUGCCUCAGGAGGAAUGCCACUCCCAGUGCUGUUACGACCUGAGCAGCCACUACUGCUUCCACCGCGUACCCUCGAGAUUCUCCUACAUCAGCGCCCAGCCAUGGCACGAGGACGUCCGAAUCUAUCCCCGAGUUUCCACAGUACCAUACAACUUCCAAGACAGUCUACCCAACAUCAAACUGUCGAUCGAUGAGAGAUCGGACACGCAUAUCGUGCUACACAUCUACGACCCAACAAAGCGGUCCUUUACCGGCAAUAGAUUGGACCAAAAGGAAUAUGUUUACGAGGUGUCAACACCAGAAAUGGGUAUCGUCGUAAAUUCCACAAGAGGAACGAUAUUCAACAUGGCGCGCGGCCCGCUUAUAGCCUCCCAAAAUAUCUGGGAGACCUCGUUUAUAUUGACGAACGAGUCGAUGUAUGGCUUGGGUGAAAUACCUCUGAGGGUAAACGUUACCAAAGUUUUGUAUAACAAUGAUAAGGGCGUGGCGGGCGUUCCUCUCAUUUUCGCGCGAGUUGAGGGGCGGUAUCACGGGCUUUUGAUAGAGAGUGAUGACCCGACGGAGAUCUCGGUUCACGGGGAGAACAGAAUAGUGGUGAGGAGUAUCACUAACUUGGGGUUCACAUUCCACCUAUUCGUGGGACCGAAACCGAGGGACGUCAUGCAGGAUGUCAUGAAGAUCAUCGGUGGCAGUAACAAGUUGGAGUAUUGGAUGCUCGGCGCUCAUGUCUGCAAUGAGUUACCAGAGGAAGAUCUUACCAGUUUCCUAGCCAAGGCAGCUGCUGAAAGUUUGCCGUACGAGAGCAUUUGUGGCCAUGGACCACUGGUCUUCGACAGCAAUCAGUGUAGAGACAAUAUCACGAACACAGACUUCGAGGAUGGAGCCAACCUGGUCAGAAGAAGCAACAAGCGAUUUAUACCACACAUUUCUCCUUAUAUUCGAUACCAUGGUGAACUUCAAAAUAGCAAUGAAACAGAAAACACUACAGAAACAGAGAUGCAACAAGAUAUAGAAGAAGAAAAUAAUGACGUAAAUAGCACAACAUGUGGUAUUUUACCUAAUUUUAAAAACAUCAUACUACGUGACAGUGAAACUUUGGAUAUAUAUAAAGGAGUAGUUGAUAAUGAAGAAGUAAUAUACCCGAACUACGAAGAUGCAUCUCAUUACUUCAUGGAAGACCUAUGGCCAUUUGAGGUUACCCCUGAUGGGAUUAUAUUAGAGAACAAUUGGCCUUACGAUGAAUCAGAGAAAGUCUUGAAUGAAACUGGACUGCCUUAUUUUAGCAAAGAUUUUCAAUUAGCAUUCAACAAGACUCCGCAAUGGAAUUUAGUUCAUUCAACUAGCAAUAAAUCCUAUCUUUUCGAGCACCAGAACUAUGGAAAUAAUUUCGUAAAUGUAUUCAGAGAACUUUUCAACGAAUCAAUGAUUUGGUCGAGCAGCCAACGGAUGCAGGGACAAAUAGGAAUUAAUAGACAAAAGAUUGAUAUAUCCUGGACUAAUCUCAGGAAAGAACUAGUCGAAGCUGCUUUAGGUGGAAUAUCAGGUCACUGGUUUUGGUCUACGCCGGUUUGUGGCGACACUGAAGCAUUCGAUAUAGAGACUCAUGCAAGCCUAUGCGUAAAAUGGUACAUGGCAGAAACGUAUUUUCCCAUGAUAAAGAUACACUCGAAAUCCAACCCCAGGCAUCCAUUAGCAUUUACCGGAACCCACAAAGCAUUGAUACUUAAAGCGCUAAACGACAGAAUAAGCUUCCUACCACACUUCUAUACUAUUCUGCAGAAAGGUCCUUUGCUACGACCGAUGUUUUAUCAGUUUCCUGAAUCUGAGAUUCUUCAAGACCUGAGUACUCAAUUUAGUGUAGGCGAUGACCUACUUAUAGUCCCCAAUUUGGAGCCAAGCCAAAGUCAUGUCCACGUUUGGAUGCCUCCUGGCACUUGGUAUGAGUUUUGGAGUGGAAUGAAGCUGACUGCUGCGGAAGGAGAAGUAGUUACUCUUACUACUACCGAAUCUGACUUCCUUACUCUUAUACGAGGAGGCUCCGUUGUAGCUAUUCAACAGGAUACGAGAGAUUCAGUCGAACAAACGCGAUGGCUUUCCAGUUUCUCAAUAAUCAUAGCAUUAGAAAGUUUCAACGAAACCUUUGGAGCCAAUGGAAGUCUAUACAUAACAGACAACAUGACACUAAAUUUUCAGGCAAAUUCCCAGAAUUUUACCAUCACGGCUACUGGAGAUGAUUUUGAUCCAAUCUGUGAUUGGUUUGGGGGCACCUGGGCCUACGAUAUAAGGAAAAUUAGGGUCUACGGUCUUGAAGAUGAGUUCAAUAAUUUUGACAAUCAUAGGGAAAUAACUAGUUUUGUAGAUAUAUGCCUUUUGGAGACGAGGGACGAAAUUGUUGUUGAUUUAACAGCAAAUUAGGAUACGGAAAGGCUUCAGGCUUCCGUCUCGAAAUCAGCAGGCAGCGGGGCGGGAGCGGCAGCGAUGCGUGACAAUGUAUAGAUUUUUAUGGAUAAGCCGUACAAUAUGCUGCGCGGCGACCGGCUUUCAAGGCCUAUCCAUAUAAAUCUAUACACUGUCCCACUCCUGCCCCGCUCGUUUCAAGACUGAAGCCUUAUUAUUUUGGAAUGUGUUACGAGAACCUUUUAUUACGUAACGCCUAAUUUAUUGGUUCAUUACAAACUCUUUGUUCUAGUCUGCGCGAAAUAUCGUAUGUAGGUUAAUAAAAAUAUUGUUUUAUUUC
Molecule: messenger RNA, 3154 nt
Organism: Aricia agestis (brown argus)
Lineage: Eukaryota; Metazoa; Arthropoda; Insecta; Lepidoptera; Lycaenidae
Product: maltase-glucoamylase, intestinal-like
Exons: 7
Coding region: 148-2832 (894 amino acids)
Biological process (GO): N-glycan processing; carbohydrate metabolic process
Molecular function (GO): alpha-glucosidase activity
Source: RefSeq, a predicted model, not a curated record